This is a messenger RNA of Mollisia scopiformis, 864 nucleotides long. Its product is annotated as phosphotransferase enzyme family protein-like protein. NCBI's taxonomy places the organism in Eukaryota, Fungi, Ascomycota, Leotiomycetes, Helotiales, Mollisiaceae. The transcript has 2 exons. Bases 1 to 864 code for a protein of 287 amino acids. The record is from RefSeq and is a predicted model, not a curated record.
AUGCUUCCACCCUCUGAGGAUAUAUACUUCAGAAAUACAGCGUUCUUCGCCAGUGGAAAUUCAUCUUUACCCACUCCUGCCGAUGUUCGCCGAGCUGCAGGACCCAAAGCGACAUCGAACAGACCGACUCCUGUCGCAUUUUCUGCCUUGAAUCUCAUCGUCAAAUACGGCCCAACAAUAACUAUCACCGAGGGACAGUGUUUAUGGGCGAUAAAACACUUACUUCCCAGUGUGCCCGUUCCAGAAGUAUAUGGCUGGUGUCGGGAGCAAGGGGAGACGUUUAUCUACAUGCAACUAGUCGAGGGCGUCACCUUGGAACAGGCCUGGCCAGAUUUUGACAUAGAACAUAAAUAUGAGAUUUGCCUGCAACUGCAACGGAUUCUCGAUGAUGUGCGCCAGCUCAAACAAGAUCCAACUUCCCCAUUUAUCGGAGAUAUCAACCAAGAGCCUCUGCAUGAUGUGAUGUUCCAGACCAAUCAACCAGCCGGUCCUUUUUCAAAUGUUCCAGCGUUCAAUGAUUGGCUUGCGACGCUUAGAUGUCGUGCACCUCCGGGUGUGGAUGUAGACACAGGUCCCUGGCGUUCUGGAUUACUUGAUGAUAUUCCCAUUGUCUUCACCCAUGCUGAUUUGUAUCGCAGCAACAUCAUGGUAUGCCAAGACGCAAAUGGUAUACCCCGCAUUACAGCGAUUAUCGAUUGGCACCAAUCAGGAUGGUAUCCAGCUUCAUGGGAGUUCUACAAAACGCGUCUCACGUGCAAGCUACCAGCAAAUGAUCAGUGGGAACUUGAAUUCGUAGUAGAGUUUCUACAGUCUUACCGGGGAUAUAUCGCUUGGGAGUAUUUGUUACAAGGGGUCGGUCUUUAG